Messenger RNA from Naegleria lovaniensis, 579 nucleotides. RefSeq lists its product as uncharacterized. Bases 1 to 579 code for a protein of 192 amino acids. The record is from RefSeq and is a predicted model, not a curated record. Lineage: Eukaryota; Heterolobosea; Eutetramitea; Acrasida; Naegleriidae. The transcript has a single exon.
AUGAUUCAAACUCAACAACAAGAGGUUGGCAUUCUCAUUGAUGUGACUUCUCCUCCAUGCACACCUACAACAACAGCACCCUCUUUCAACAGACUACUGAAUGAUCACCAAUAUUCUUCUUCUUCAACUUCCACGAGUUGCUCGCAACAAGCCAAUAAUAAUACAAUUGUACCAUCCAAUAAUCAUCAACGACAUUACAAUACCGUGUCGUAUCGAAGUCCGAGUUCAUCAGCAUCUUCAUGGAAUUUGGUCCAAACACCCAACCAUAACAACCACAACCACCCACGAAAGAGUCUUCGAAGUCAAUAUUUUAAACAUUGUCGCACAGACAGUGAGCACAAACGAGAGCAAGAACAAAAUCCUCAAGCCGUGGAAGGAUUUGUUGCUUUGAAAACGUCCAAUAAGAGUCACAAGUCACUUUCACGAAUUGAAGCCAUGCUCGUUUCUCAAUCACAAUAUAAUAAUGAUGAGGAUGAAGCACCAACACCUGAAAAACCUAGAUCACAUAGUUUCUUAUCGAAAAUUGUAUCCAAAUUAACGACAGGAAAUUCUAAAAAGAAAAGGGAUAAUCAGUUUUAA